UCACAAUAAAUAUGGCAUUUUGCCUUCUCCCCUUUAAUAAGAUCCUGCUGGCUUUUAUUCCAUUGGUAUAACACAGGUUGCAGCAAAUUGUAAAAAGACAAAAUUCUUAGCUUUCUAAAAUUCACAGGAAGACUCAGAUUAUCUGGAGAAAUUGUAUGACAGUGGAGGACGGCGGAGUGGGGGAAAGUAUUCUGUGACAGCCUAUUGUUUCCUUUUCUUUUUCAGGAUGAAAACUAGCCAAGAAACAGUGGGAAGAAACAGCACGACAAUCACUGGAUUCAUUCUCCUCGGUUUUUCUGACAUUCCCAGCCUGCAGCAUUUAUUUUUUUCGGUGUUUCUGGUCACCUACAUAGUCACCUUGGCUGGAAACCUUCUAAUCAUUGUCCUCACAUUGGCUGACCCAGCCCUUCAUACCCCCAUGUACUUCUUCCUCAGGAACCUGUCCUUCCUGGAGAUGUGCUACACAUCAGUCAAUGUCCCCAAGAUGCUUAGGAAUCUGCUCUCUGGGGAUAAAACCAUCUCUUUCAUUGGCUGUGCUAUGCAAACCUAUUUCACCUGUUUACUGGGUGGGUCAGAGUGUUUUCUCCUGGCGUCCAUGGCCUAUCAUCGCUAUGUUGCAAUAUGCAAGCCUCUGCAUUACCCCGUGGUUAUGAACAGGAAGGUGUCCACUGGACUGGCUGCUGGAUCCUGGCUCAGUGGUCUCCUCAUGUCCUUUGGUCACACCAGCAUGGUAUUCAUCCUACCCUUCUGCAGAUCCCAUGAGAUUAAUCAUUUCUUCUGUGACAUCCCUCCACUGCUGAAGCUGGCUUGUGGGGACACCUCCCUCAGUGAAAUGGCUGUCUUCAUGGUGGCUCCGUUCUUUGUCACCUUCCCCUUCAUGCUGAUUCUCAUGUCCUAUGUCUGCAUCAUCUCCACCAUCUUGAGGAUCCCCUCCAGGGCAGGCAGGAGAAAGUCCUUCUCCAUCUGCUGCUCACACCUCAUGGUGGUUACAUUGUUCUUUGUCUCUGCUUGCACUAUGUAUCUGAAACCCAAUUCCUCCUACUCACCAGACACAGACAAGUUUCUCUCUCUGUCCUACACGGUCAUCACACCCAUGCUAAACCCCAUCAUCUACAGCCUGAGGAACAAAGAAGUGAAGGGUGCCUUCUGGAGAAUGGUGGGCAGAAGAAGAUUCUGUUGA
Molecule: messenger RNA, 1180 nt
Organism: Gopherus evgoodei (Goodes thornscrub tortoise)
Lineage: Eukaryota; Metazoa; Chordata; Testudines; Testudinidae
Product: olfactory receptor 10A2-like
Exons: 1
Coding region: 227-1180 (317 amino acids)
Biological process (GO): G protein-coupled receptor signaling pathway
Cellular component (GO): membrane
Molecular function (GO): G protein-coupled receptor activity; olfactory receptor activity
Source: RefSeq, a predicted model, not a curated record